CAUGGAGUCGGGCGCCUGCGCAGUCGAAGCCGGAUUGUUGCAGGCUCAGACAGGGCGGCCCGUUACCAAGCACUGCACCGCGCUUUGCCAUAAGGACUACUGCUGCCAGCCAGAUAGCAACACGGAACACAGAAGGGGAUGGCAGUGAAUGUGUACGCCACGUCCGUCUCCAUUGACAACCUCAGCCGUCAUGACAUGCUCGCAUGGGUCAACGACUCGCUGCAUCUCACCUACACCAAGAUCGAGCAGCUCUGUUCAGGGGCCGCUUAUUGCCAGUUCAUGGACAUGUUAUUUCCGGGUUGCAUUCUUCUAAAGAAGGUCAAAUUUCAAGCCAAACUGGAGCAUGAAUUUAUACACAACUUCAAAGUCCUUCAAGCAGCUUUCAAAAGGAUGAGCGUCGACAAAAUAAUUCCAGUAGAAAAGCUUGUCAAAGGAAAAUUCCAGGACAACUUUGAAUUCGUCCAGUGGUUCAAGAAGUUCUUCGACGCCAACUACGACGGGAAGGAGUACGACCCCAUGCUAGCCAGGCAGGGGCAGGACGUGGCCCCCGCCCCCAAUCCAGGUGAUCACUUUAUCCACAAACCAAAGAGAAACCCAGGACCACAGCGAACGUCUCCAACGGUUCCUAAAAACAUGCCAACACCACAGCGAGUCCAGCACAACAUGCCUGCCAUAAGGAAGAAUCCGUCUUUGUCCAGAAACGGGGGCAGCGACGCCGAGAUCAUGGAGCUAAAUCAACAGUUGAUGGAGCUGAAGCUGACGGUGGACGGUCUAGAGAAAGAGAGAGACUUCUACUUCAGCAAACUACGGGACAUUGAGCUCAUCUGCCAAGAACAUGAGAGUGAAAACAACCCUGUGCUCAGCAGGAUAAUUGACAUUCUCUACGCCACAGAGGAAGGCUUUGCCCCUCCAGAUGAGGACGACCUCGAUGAACAAGGUCACCUGGACCAGGAUGAAUACUGAACUCCCUCCUCCAUCGCCCCUUCUUUUCUUUUUGCCCCUCGGUUUUUCUACUCUCUGCAAGCUUUCUAGCAUCACUCCUCCUUAUUCCUGCUCUCUGUCUGUCUCUCCUUCUUUCUUGAUCAUGUGUAUAUCUGUUGCUAACCUGCCCCUCCACCCUCCCUUCCUGUCUUACCGCACCUGCUCCAUCUUCUCAUUUCCCGCUCCUCCUUUCCUCCAUGUACACAGUAACAGCAACGGUAACCUACGACAAUAACCCAGUGAUUUUAGCAUGAGCAAUGCACAAAAAAAAAGAACUGGAACGAGAGGAGUUACAACAAAAGCUGUCUUUCUGUAAAGAUUAACUUUUAUUUCUAAAGGAAUAUCUUCUUUUUUUGUUAUUAAGUUACCUAUUUGCUUUUAUGUUGAUACUACUGUUAGAGCACAGAGCAACACUGCUCCAUUGUGCCAUCAUGACACUCUGUGAGCCACUAAACCUGUAGUAGAAGUGACUUCUGAGUAACUUUCUUUCUUUCUUUCGUAUUUAUUUAACUUAUAUUUUGUUUCAGUUGAAUUUCUGUAGCAGAAAUAUUGCAAACCUGCUGUAUGUGAAAAGAGCCGAGGGCCAGACGUGCUCCGGUUUGUGCUCGGGUCCGCGUCAAGCUUCUGAGUUGUCGUUUUGUUUUAUUUAAAGUUUUUUGCUGCUGGUUUUAAGCAUGUGAAAAUGCUGAAGGAAGUUGUUCGGUGCGACGACUUCAGAAAAGUGAUCAUUGCUCUGCAAAUACUCCUUAUUUAUGAGCAACAUAUCUGAGCAUGAGAAUGUUACACAGUGACUGUGAAUGAGUGAUAUUUUGUAAAUGUGCUUUGUGUGAAGAUUUUGUAAGUUGUCUCAAGAAGAUUCUGGUUUAUCCCGACAGUAUCCUAUGGGCUAACAAUGCACUAGCCUUUAAGCUUAACCUGCAGACUAAAAAUAUGGUUAUGUAGCAGUUUACAACAAUUAAAUACAGACACAUUUUUACAUAACUGAUUUUUUUUUCUUCUACUGCUGAAAUUAUUGUGUCUUUGUGUCUAAUUUGCGCAAAAGUUGUCCAAAGUUUUAGUUCCCGUCUGAAGGAAAGUUGUGAUCUGUGGUUAGUUGGCUGGUUGUCAACGACGACGCCUCCUUUUCCUUCCCUAAGCUGUUUUUAAAUUUGCAAACUGGUUGGAACAUGCAUUCAUCGACCAUGUCCACAGAACAAUCAUCUUUUGAGUUUUCAAUAAAUACACAGUUGUUGAACAAUGUA
This is a messenger RNA of Xiphophorus hellerii (green swordtail), 2222 nucleotides long. It is a transcript of the gene mapre3a, whose product is annotated as microtubule-associated protein, RP/EB family, member 3a. NCBI's taxonomy places the organism in Eukaryota, Metazoa, Chordata, Actinopteri, Cyprinodontiformes, Poeciliidae. Gene Ontology annotation, molecular function: microtubule binding. The record is from RefSeq and is a predicted model, not a curated record. The transcript is spliced from 7 exons. The coding region runs from base 139 to 963 and encodes 274 amino acids.